Molecule: messenger RNA, 1410 nt
Organism: Colletotrichum gloeosporioides
Lineage: Eukaryota; Fungi; Ascomycota; Sordariomycetes; Glomerellales; Glomerellaceae
Product: FAD-dependent monooxygenase yanF
Exons: 4
Coding region: 1-1410 (469 amino acids)
Molecular function (GO): FAD binding
Source: RefSeq, a predicted model, not a curated record
AUGGCCCGCACUGGACUCCCCCCGUGCGAUGCCCUUGCUGAGGCUGGGUUAGGCGACUGCCUCCUCUUUGCUACGGACCCGGGUUACGAGUCGCGACUUCAGACGUACUGGUCUGCCAGCACCCGCCUAACGCCUUGGUGUAUCGUUCAACCCCGGACAUCGGACGAGGUCUCCUUAACUUUGACAACACUCACCAGUGUUGGCGACGGAGCCGGCAGCUGGCAUGCUGCGGUUCGCGGAGGCGGCCACAACCACUGGCCAGGUUCGAACAACAUUGCUAAUGGCGUAACGAUUGAUUUGGGCCUGCUCAACAAGACCACGUACAAUGCAUCGAAUAACUUCGCUUCAGACCUGACAGAACAUGGUAUCAGUCUGGUCAGAAGAAGCCGCGCCGGUGGCGUAGGUGCCUCCGGGUUUCUGCUCGGAGGUGGUCAUUCGUACUACACUGGGCACCUGGGGUUCGGGUGUGACAACGUCGUUAAUUACGAAGUUGUUCUGUCCGACGGUAGAAUGAUAAAUGCUAACGAAACAGCGCACGCCGACUUGUACAAGGCGCUCAAGGGCGGCGCUAGCAACUUCGGCAUCGUCACCCGUUUCGAUUUGGAGGCUUUCCCAUCCGCUGAUCUGUACGGUGGCUCGCGAAUCAUCAGCACAAACUACAUCGACCAAAUUAUCAACGCCGUGAUCGCUUUUGCCAACUACAAUGCGUCGCAAGCCCGCGACACAAUCACGCCUACUUUCGUUCACGACACUCAGGUUUCGCCGAACAUCACAAUAGAAGCUUCGAUUCUCAACAUUAACGGGUCGCCGAACACAUUGAUGGAGAUCACACGUAUACCUGCUGUUUCUGAAGAUCUGAGAAUGAGGAGUCUUGUAUCGCUUGCCCAAGAAUCUACCGUCAGCGGUACCAGUAGAAGUAUAUGGCUUACGUUGACGUUUCGAGCCAUCCCAGUGGUUUUGCACCAAACUGUCGCAAAGUGGGAGGAGUUUGUAGAAAACAUGCAAGGCUUCAUGUCAACAGACGACUUCCAGGUACAGAUGAACUUCCAACACCUCCCUACAUACUACGGCACUUCAAGACGCGGAGGAAACGUACUCGGCCUAGAUUCUUCUUUGGUAGAGAGCUCAGUCCUGUGGGUGAACAUUGUCAAUGUCCAGACCGCUGAGCAAGAAGCGAUCGCACGCCUUCUCACAAAUACUCUGCGCGCCGAAUUGGAAGACUUCGCCGUUGCUGAGAACGCCAACGUUCCUUUUCGAUACCUCAACUACGCAGAACCAUCUCAAGAUCCGCUUCGUGGCUACGGAGCUCAGAAUGUUGAGUUUCUCCGCAAAGUCUCUAAAGCAUACGACCCCAAAGAUGUUUUCCAGUCACGCAUUAUUGGAGGAUUCAAGAUCUCGAGAACAACAUGA